Halichondria panicea is the source of this 1790-nucleotide messenger RNA. RefSeq lists its product as uncharacterized. The coding region runs from base 145 to 1668 and encodes 507 amino acids. The record is from RefSeq and is a predicted model, not a curated record. The transcript is spliced from 11 exons. Gene Ontology annotation, molecular function: protein-arginine N-methyltransferase activity. NCBI's taxonomy places the organism in Eukaryota, Metazoa, Porifera, Demospongiae, Suberitida, Halichondriidae. Gene Ontology annotation, biological process: peptidyl-arginine methylation. Gene Ontology annotation, cellular component: nucleus.
GACCUAGUUCUCCCACCCAACAGCCACGUGGAGUCCAGGUAGCUAGCUAGCUAUACCUAAAUUUCUACGUACGUAGAACUUUUGUGCUAUUCUCGGAAGUCUUGGGAAAGCUGCUCAUCUCUACAUGCAGCAUCUGCUUUUACAAUGAGCUCUACACCUACAGACAGUGAGGGUGGCAGUGACUGGGAGGGAGAGGAGGCCAUGGAUGUAAUGUGUCAGUGCAUAUUUUGCAGCAAGGAGCUCGAGCAAGGAGCUAAUGCUGUGCUGGAGCACUGCACUGUAGACCAUGAAUUUGACCUGAUGAGUUUUAUCAAAGAAAGAGGGAUGCAGUUCUACCUAUGUAUCAAGCUCAUCAACUUCAUUCGAAAAGAGAAUGUUUCUCCUUCCCAAGUUAUGAGUGCUGUGUCUCCAUUUCCCUGGGAAGACGAUUGCUACCUUCAGCCAGUUAUUGUUGAUGAUCCACUCCUGCAGUUGGACUUUGAACCCACCCCAGCUGACUCUAACCCCUCCUCUCACAGUGACGUGGAUUUGGGGUCACAGCUAACAGACAUGGAAAAACAAGUGGCAGUGUACAAAGAAGCACUGUCAAGAGCCCAUGUCGACCUUGAGAGUAUGAGGUCAGCAGUUCAGGCCAUUGUGUUGGACGGUGAACCUCAAUCCACUAGUGACUCAUCCUCCAUUGAUCUGGACAGUGAUGGCUACUUUCACUCCUACUCACAUCACUCCAUUCACGAGGAGAUGCUCAAAGAUGAGGUACGCACAGAAACGUACAGGAUCUUUAUAGAGAGAAACCCAGAGCUUUUUAAAGACAAAGUGGUUUUGGAUGUUGGGUGUGGUACUGGCGUGCUGUCUAUGUUUGCUGCUCAAGCUGGUGCCAAAAGAGUGUACGGAGUGGACCAGUCCAGUAUUGUCUACAAGGCUAUGGAUAUUGUGAGGGAGAAUGGCUUUGAAGACAGAAUCACUCUCAUCAGGGGGAAAGUAGAGGAAGUGCAGUUGCCAGUGGACAAGGUGGACAUUAUCAUCUCAGAAUGGAUGGGUUAUUUCCUUCUGUUUGAGUCUAUGCUGGAUACUGUGAUAUUUGCCAGAGACAAAUGGCUCAAGGACCAAGCUAGAGUGUUUCCAAAUGUGUGCAGCAUAAGUUUGGUUGCCCUCGGUAACAAGUAUGAUUGGGAUUCAAAGAUACGAUUCUGGGAUUGUGUAUAUGGUUUUAAGAUGAGCUGUAUGAAGGAGGAGGUGUUGAGAGAUGCCUCAGUGACUGUCGUGGACCAGUACUCCAUCAUCUCAUCCAGUGACACUGUCAAGAAGUUUGACUUAUCCACUACUGGCGUAUCUGAUUUGGAAUUUGAGGCGUAUUUUGAGCUCACUGUACAGAGUGACACACUUUGCCACGCUUUUGCUGGAUACUUUGACAUUGGGUUUGAGCAAGUGCCCAAUCUAGUGCACAUGAGCACUAGCCCUCGUGAUGAGCCAACACACUGGAAACAGACAGUCUUUUAUCUAGCCCAACCCUUUCAAGUUAACACAGGUGACUUGAUAAAAGGCAGUAUUCGGUGCAAUAAAAUCAAGUCUGAUCCACGGUCACUGGAAGUCACAGUAUCAUAUGAACUGGACUCAUUCAUUUCUGAGUCCCAACCAAUCAAAUCACAGCAGAAAUACUUCCUACGAUAAUUCUCCGGAUAUAUAUAAGCACUUUAUACGAUAGCUAUGUAUUUAACUUUAACAGAUUUUCUGUGCCAGCCCAUUGAUUUUUCUGUUCUUGAUAACAAAUGUGCAAGAGUCAUGCAGUUUAA